Messenger RNA from Toxoplasma gondii ME49, 4200 nucleotides. Its product is annotated as myosin C. Gene Ontology annotation, cellular component: dynein complex; vesicle; cytoplasm. NCBI's taxonomy places the organism in Eukaryota, Apicomplexa, Conoidasida, Eucoccidiorida, Sarcocystidae. The record is from RefSeq and is a predicted model, not a curated record. The transcript is spliced from 9 exons. Gene Ontology annotation, molecular function: microfilament motor activity; actin filament binding; ATP binding. Bases 1 to 3516 code for a protein of 1171 amino acids. Gene Ontology annotation, biological process: actin filament organization; vesicle transport along actin filament; microtubule-based process.
AUGGAGCGCAAACAAACCCAGAUGAUACUGGGGCGGAGACUGGCGAAAGACUCACCGGAGGUGAAGCAUUUUCAAAGAAAAUCGAGUGUCGUUCCUUUCGGCCGUGAUGGACGCGCUGCCACGAACUUUACCUGCUGGACUGCUGAUUGCCCCGCAGUGAAAGCUGACCCCACCCUCGUUUUUGCCAAGUGCAUAGUCGUCGGAGGGUCCAUGGACACGCAGCUGGAACUCGAGCAAGUCGACCCGCCAGCACGCGGGACGUUUACGGUUGCGCCUACAGAUGUGUUCAACGCAAACGAGUUGAUUGAACCGGAGACGGUCGACGAUAUCGGCUAUCUUCCUCACACGAAUGUAGCGUGUGUCUUGGAUGUUCUAAAAAGCCGAUUUUUGAGAAGCAUCAUUUAUACAACAGCUGAGCCACUUCUGGUAGCUAUCAACCCCUUCAAGGACCUGGGGAACACCACAGAUGCAUGGAUAUCGACAUAUCGGAACGCCAGUAAGCCUGAGAUGCUUCCACCACAUGUCUUCAAAACGGCCCGCGCCGCGCUUGAGGACCUUGAAGGCUACAAGAAAAACCAAUCGAUCAUUGUGUCGGGCGAAUCUGGAGCAGGAAAGACUGAAGCUACAAAACAGAUCAUGCGGUUUUUUGCGUCGGCGUCCUCUGAGGUGCGCACGACUAUCCAAGACACCAUUAUGGCAGGCAAUCCCAUCCUUGAGGCCUUCGGAAAUGCCAAAACAAUCCGUAAUAAUAACUCCAGCCGAUUUGGACGAUUCAUGAUGCUCGAUGUCUCGUCUCAUCGGGGCAUUCAGCACGGGAGUAUAUCCAACUUCCUCCUCGAAAAAGUGCGUGUGGUGUCCCAGGAAGCGAACGAACGAUCCUACCAUAUUUUCUACCAGCUGCUCAAAGGCGCGACGAGCGAAAUGCGUGCAAAGUACCACUUGCGCAGUUUAAAGGAGUACGCGUAUCUGAAUGGUAAAAACGGUGGAUGCUACGAUGUCCCGGGCAUCGAUGACAAGGCCGAUUUCGAAGAGGUGCUUCAAUCGUUGGAUGCCAUGCAGAUCACGGGUUCGAAACGACAUUCGGUGUUUUCAAUUCUCUCCGGCCUUCUGCUUAUUGGCAAUGUAAGCAUAGAAGGAAAAGACGCACAGGGUGUCCCGGAUGCAGCGUAUAUUUCGCCGCAGAGCGAGGAAAUCCUGGAGGAAGCUUGCCAGCUCCUUAGCGUUGAUGACGCAGCACUCAAGAAGGAAAUUCUCGUGAAGUCGACGAAGGUUGGACCUCAGGUCAUCGAAGGUGUGCGUACAAAGGAUGAGGCCAAGACGUCUGUGUUGUCGCUGUCUAAAAAUGUGUAUGACAAGCUCUUUGACUGGCUUGUUCGCCAGCUUAACAGCUUGAUUGACGCUCCAGAUGGCAUGCCCAAUUUCAUUGGAAUUCUUGAUAUUUUUGGCUUUGAAGUCCUCGAAGUAAACUCGCUUGAGCAGGUCCUGAUUAACAUUACCAAUGAGUAUCUGCAAAAACACUUCAUCGAUGUUGUCUUCGAUAUGGAAACGAAGCUUUACCAAGCCGAAGGUGUUCCGACUGAGGCCCUCGAGUACACGGAUAACCUUGCACUUGUCGGCGCUCUCUGUGGAAAGAACGAUUCGUUUUUUGCUCUGCUCGAAGAUGCCUGCUUAGGCAUCAGGUCAACUGACGAGGGUUUCUGCGGGACGAUCCUGCGCCGCCUGGAGCCCUCGGGAUUCUUUUUGGAGUCUCGCAGAGACAAAAGGCUGAAAUUUAUAAUCCGGCACACGAUUGCCGAUAUCGAGUAUACAUGUGAAGGGAUGUUGGAAAAGAACAAGGACUUUCUCCGUAAGGAGGUGAUGGAUGUCAUGAAGGCGUCAACUGACCCUGUCACAAAGGCGCUCUUCGAAGGAAUUGAGAUCGAGGCAGGAAAAAUCGGCAAGGGAACACUAAUCGCAUCCAGAUUCCUGAAGAACUUGGAGGAGAUGAUCGGAAUUGUAGCGCAAACGGAGGCGCACUUCAUCCGUUGCCUGAAGCCGAACGAGGAGAAGAAGCCCCUGGGAUGGAAUGGGUCGAAGGUGCUGAAUCAGCUUUUCUCCCUUUCGAUCUUGGAGGCACUUCAACUCCGCCAAGUCGGAUACGCGUAUCGGCGCAACUUCAGCGAAUUCUGCAGUCAUUUCCGAUGGCUCGAUCUAGGUCUUGUGAAUUCUGAUCGCGACAGGAAGGAGGUCGCGCAGCUGCUUCUCGAACAAUCAGGAAUUCCGGAGUCGUCGUGGGUGAUCGGAAAAACGAUGGUGUUCGUGAAGCCUGACGCGGCGAAGGAGUUGUCGAUCUUGCAGCGCGAGAAGUUGAUGUGUUUCCAGCCUCUGAUCGGCGUCCUGGGCCCGAUGUGGAGGAAGGUUCUCCUCCGAAAGAAGAUGGCAAGGGUUAUCCACUUCCUCACGAGACUGGAAUCAAACGCGCGCAGACAUCUGGAGCCGGACAGCAUUAACAUCUCUCCUGAAGAACGAGAAGCGUUGUUGUCGGGAAUGGAGCGUCCUCGAAAUCCCUGUGUCGUCGUUAAGAAACGCGUUGAACCAGAGCGAGCGCCGCCAACGAAGGUGCUCAGCCUAUCUCGCGCUAGGCUUUCGCUCUCUAAAGAACUGCCUCGAAAUUACGCAGCGAGCAACGAAGCCCUGGAUGUUGAUGAUACCAUGUCUGUAGACACCGAUGCCUUCUUACGUCUCAAAAUGAAGCGGUCGCCCAACGAGAACUAUCUCCGCCAGACAGCUUUGGCCCGCCUGAAAGAGCGGCGGCCGUCGCACGUCUGCAUGGAGGAGGCGUAUCACGUGUGGAGGUCGGUGGAACUACUAUUCAGAGAGCCUCUGAGUGACAAGAGACUUCAGAACAUUUGCACUGUAAUCCGAAACGAUAUGGACCAGCAUUACGGCUUUUUCUGGCAAGUAAUCAUCAAUCGCACUCCCAACUUCGGCAUGGCUGCGACUCAUAUUCACGGGUCCCUUCACGUCGUUGAACAGGAAGGCAUGUACCGAGACGGCCGACAAUUCCUCUUCCACCUCAUCAUGUAUAAAACCCGGAAACCCCGCAAGGAAGAGAUUCGACUCCAUGAAAGGGCGGCGGAGAAAACGUAUGGCAUCUGUCGAAAGAGGGAUUUCUCAGGCAUUGUGCGCGUCAUGAAUAGCAAAGUGCCGCCGUACAUGCAGAAGGACGUCUCGUACUUGAUUGGCAUGCUCUUUCAGCGAUACCAGUACACUAGAGACUGGACGAAUUUUGCCACCUGCAUUCAGUCGUACCUGAUUGGCCGUUACAGCGAACCGUUCGGAGGAGCUUGGAAUGUGGUAGCACAGGAAGGCGCGUUUUUCUUGAGUCGCCUGUGGACCAAACAUAGUCGAUUCCUGCGCGUGGAAAUUGACUUCCCUGCUCUAGCAGAACAGGCGAGUAGUGAACCUUGUCCAGGCUGUCCUACCCCAGUCCUUACUGUCGUGUGCUUCGAGGCCUGUGCGCCGGAUAGACCGUGAUGCCUUUAAAGUGGACAAGGGUGAAUGGACGGAAAAGUGAAGGCACGUGCUUCGCUUUGUCGUUCGUGGGCCGUGCUCUCGGGCCGCCAGAACGGAGAUAAGCUGGAAAUCUUUAAAGUACACAAGUCAAAGUUUUGAGCUGAGCCUGGAUGUAGGCCGUGGGAAGUGGGUACUCUGGUCAGCGGGGACAGUGCCGACAAAAGUAUAUGCCAAGCGUUUGUUUAGAGGGGACAGGAAGAGUGUGUGUGGUAUGAAGACAUUACGCCAGUAGUGUGUAGGAGGUGUACGAUUUAUCACAAAUUAUUGGCUUUCGCCGGCUGCCUCGAACGGAAAGUGUUUGCGAGGGAUAUUUGUUUGAAUAGACUGACACAGGACAUUGAUGUCCCCAGUUGUUCACCGUGAAGUGUGACGUGCCGAGUGACAUUGCAGUUUCUCGGUCAGUGUUUGCUUGUCCUUUGGAAUGGCUAUACUUUGUGAAUCGGCCUCGCGCGGAACUUCCAAAUUAGUCUAAACGUAUUUUGCCCGCUCGCGCGGACACUGAUCCUGGUCAAGCUUUUCCUUUCACUGUGGAGCAGCCUCGAAUGUAAACUAGAUCUCGAGGUCUGUACACUGGAGAGCAAUGCUUACGUCUGCGACCAUUUCCCGUUUUUUUCCAUUGGCGUCCAUCUGUGAGGAUUCUCUUCC